Meloidogyne enterolobii is the source of this 494-nucleotide messenger RNA. The record is from the annotation of a GenBank genome assembly. Lineage: Eukaryota; Metazoa; Nematoda; Chromadorea; Rhabditida; Meloidogynidae.
CUCAUACUCCGAUUUUAGAAUACCACUUCUGAUGUCUAUCGAAAAUCUGAUUUCAGCCAUUUCCAAUUUCCCAACCUCGCUCUUCCCUAUCUAUAGUUAUCCUGUUCCAAAAACAUCGAGUACUUCAAAAUCCGGUUAAUCUUUCUUUGAACCGCGGACCCUUUAACUUAGUUACUCCUAUUAAUUUAAAGAAAAUAUUUUUACAGAUAAAUUUAAAAAAAUUAUUUUUCAGAUUGGCCUCAAACGAAACGGGUUGUAUUCGUCUACAUACCGAUAUUCGAAUGCUUUUUUCUAAUAAAUCAACAGAACUUGAAGGUCUUGAUCGCCGUCUUUUAUUAGCUGUGGCUGACAAUAACAACAACAAUAAUUCUAAUAGAAACCGUUUGUCUUUACCUCCAGGUAUUUUAGAGGGAACGAUAAAUGGUGAGGGAAGUAAUAGAAUGCAUACAAUUGCUGAAAUGCCUGUUGGACCUAAAUAUUCGCCUGUUAAAUAA